GCAGGCAUCCCGGUCCACGGAAGGGACGAAGCGGCGGCGCUGCUCUUGGAGAGGGCCCAUUACCGGCAUGACCCGCGCUGGCUGCUGCCCGUGCCCCCACACCUCUGCCUGGCCUGCGCGCUGGAGCUGCUGCCGGAGCCCGGCGUGUCGCUGGUGCGCAAGAAACAUGUGCUGUCCUGCUUCCGAGAUGUCCUCGUGAGGCACGCCUCCCUGGUCAUGCAGUUUGUGGCUCAGGAUCAGAGAGUCUGUAUUCACCUCAUAAACAUGCUUUUUGGACUGUUGUGCAAUGUGGAAGAUGGGAGUAUAGCAGACCUCUGUAUUGAAGUCCUUAUCCAGCUUACAACUCAGCUGAAAUUAGAGCAGACCAUUCAUUGCCUGCUGGAUGAGUGCCACAAAGAGCUGUGUAACAUGCCCUCCAUGCGAGGCAGCCUGGCCACCCUGACCCUUCUCGGCAAGUUGGUGGAUGCCAUCCCUGCUCUGGCAGACGAGCUUGUAAUGGAGCACGGUGACCUGAUGGAGCAUCUGUUGAGAGGUUUAGUGUACCCCAGUGAGGGGGUGCAAGCUUCUGUCUGUUAUCUCUAUGGGAAGCUGUACUCCUCACCAAUGGCAGCUGAGAUGCUUUCAGGCCAUUUCCGGGAGAAGCUGUGUCCUCUCUUCCUUUCCACGUUGGAUGGUGCCCAGACAAAGGAGCUACAGAUCAACUGCUUGGGCUUGCUGAGGCAGCUGCUGAAGUAUGAUCUCUUCGUGUCCAUGAUCAUGAACAACUCUGCACUGGCGGAAAGCACUGAGAGUGUUGAGGGGCCACCAGGAGAGACCUCACUGCCUUUGGUGCUCAAAAAGCUUCUCCUCUCCAGAGAUGAGAUUCUGCAGGUGGCCAGUGCCCACUGUGUAACUGCAGUGCUAGUCCGCUCCCCAGAGAAAUAUGCCCCGGCCUUCAUCCAUGCUGACAUCCCAGAGUUCCUCUUUGAGCAUCUUUCAUCUUCCAGUGAAGUGCUCGUCUCAUCCAGCUACAAUUGCUUGAUACUUCUGGCAGAGGAGCCACUCUUCUUUUCCAAGUGCCACACGGUGUAUGGCAUCGAGUCAGUGGUGAGGAGCCUACAGGGAAGCCUGAAGAUGAACAACACAGAGCUGCACAAGCAGGGCUUGCUGCUCUUUGCUGAGAUCCUGACUCGGCAGCCGGAAGAGAUCAAGCUGUUCACAAGCUCAGCCAUGUGCAGAGAUGCAGGCCGUGCCCUCCAAGAGGCAGUGAGCAGUCCUGUGCUAGAGGUGGCCGUUGAGGCAGUGAAGGCCACUUCUGCCUUUCUGAGGAAAGACCACCAGAGUGCUCCACCCGUGCAGUACAGGGAACUGCGGGCCUUGCUUGAAGCCAUGCUGGACCGGUGUUCCGAUUUUUCCCAGACCCCACUGAGCAGGAGGUCCAUGGGCCAUGCUUCCAGUAGAUAUGUGGAGAAGGACAUUCUUCGAAGGGGAAAGUUUCUCCUGAGCACUCUGGAGGGGUUUAGAAACGCCUGCAGGUUGGCUGUGGAAUUCCAGAGCGAGCCUUCGGCCCAGGAGAACCCAUUCACAGCUCCCAGUGCCGAGAAGGAAGACACCUUGGAGGCCUUCUCAGAAUUUCUUCUCAGUGCCUGUGACUCCCUUUGUAUCCCCAUGGUGAUGAGGCACUUGGAGCAGGCCACUCAGCCAGCCUUGAUGGAAGUGUUCUUCUCAAUUCUACAGAGUCUUUUUGUCAUCGUUCCCCACAUGAAGGAGAAGUUCUCCAAGAAGCUCGCUGCCUCAUGCUUCAUACGACUAACUCUGGAACUGAAGGCCAGGUUCUGCAGUGGCCUGAGGUUCAUUUCAGAGGCAGAGCUAUUUGUGGCUGUGCAAAGCUUCCUCCUGUCUCUGCAGGACCAAGGUGAGCGCCCUCCUCUUACGGUCUUCAGAGCCUCCAUCUAUCUGCUUGCAGUCUGCCAGGACAAAGAUGAUGCACUAGAUGAGGCUGUGGUCAGUGCCAUCAGAAAAUUCCUAGAGGGCAUCCCGGAUCUGCACGUCAUCUACACCCACCAUCCACUCCUCCUCAGGUUCUUCCUGCUGCAUCCAGAGCUGAUGAGCAGGUUUGGGCACCGUGUCCUGGAACUUUGGUUUUCCUGGGAAGAGAGCAGCUAUGAGGAGCUGGAUGAUGUCCUCUCUGCUGGACAGCCCACGCUUCCUGCCAGCUUGGCAGCCCUGUUCCACAUACUCAGAAGCAGCCCCAGCAUCCUGCUUAUUUUGCUGGACCUCAUCUAUUCCAACCCAAUGGACAUAGCCCACAAGGUACUGAUUGUCCUGAAGACCUUUUUGAGAAGGAAUGAGGAUGUCCAAGUGGGUGGUCUCAUCCGAGGUCACUUCCUGCUGAUCCUACAGCGUCUGCUGGUAGAACAUGGGGCCUCCCCAUCAGAAGCCUCGGGGAACCUGCCAUCGCUGCUGAGCCUCCUCUCUUUGGUGCAGCUGAGGACCGAGUCAGAGCAAGAACUGGACAGCAUGGCCAUGAAGCUCCUUCACCAAGUGAGCAAGCUCUGUGGGAAAUGCAGCCCCACUGACGAGGACAUCCUGCAGCCCUCCUUCAACUUCCUGUAUUGGAGCCUUCAUCAGACCACGCUGGGCAGUCAGAAAAGAGCCGCUGCAGUGCUUCUGAGCAGCACAACCCUGAUAGAGCUGUUGGAGAAAAUGCUGGCGCUCACCUGGGCCGAGGAGGGCUCUCCCAGGACCACACUCCUCUGCUCUGCCUGGCUGCUCACUGCCUCCUUCUCUGCGCAGCAGCAUGAUGGCAGUCUGCAGGUUCACCAGACACUGUCCGUGGAACUGGACCAAGUAUUGAAGGCCCUCAGCUUUCCGAAGAAAAAAGCUGCACUGCUCUCAGCUGCCAUCUUAUGCUUCCUGCGGACAGCCCUGCAACAAAGCUUUUCCUCUUCCCUGGUGGCCCUGGUGCCCUCAGGGGCGCGGCCACCGCCAGCCCCUGAGGACACUGUCCUAGCUCCACUGGGAACAUCACAAGUGCUGUCCCUGGUCAUUGGACUGCAGAACCUCUUGGUGCAGAAGGACCCUCUAUUGUCCCAUGCCUGUGUCAGCUGCCUGGAGGCCUUGCUUGACUACCUGCAUGCCAGGAGCCCAGCCAUGGCACUCCAUGUGGCCUCCCAGCCCUGGAAUCGGUUUUUGCUGUUUACUCUCCUGGAUGCUGGAGAGAAUUCCUUCCUCAGACCUGAGAUCUUGAGGCUCAUGACCCUGUUUGUGCGGUUCCAGAGCAGCAGCAUCCUGUCUCAUGAAGAGGUGGGUCUUAUUCUGCAAGGCGCAGCUUUGGCUGACCUCUCUUCCCUCUCGAACAGCACACUCCAGGCUCUGCGUGGCUUCUUCCUGCAGGUCCAAAGCAUGGGCCUCCUGGCUGAUAAUAGCAUAGCCCAGACCCUACAGGUCUCCUUGGAGGGCCUUUCCCCCAGGGCCUCCUCGGCCCAGCCGCCCUUACAGGACAUGCUCUGCCUGGGAGGGGUGGCUGUAUCUCUGUCCCACAUCAGAGACUGACCCUAAGGACUUGAAGGCCCAGAAAUGGAGAGAACUGAGACCUGGAGAAGACAAAGUCAUGGCACAAUGGUUCGGGGAAAAUGGAUGACAACUGCAGCCAUUUCACUGGAGCCGGUUACUCCAUUGUUGAAAUGGAGCCAGGAAAUAAAGUGAUACACUCAAAUGCCUGUGUGAGCUCUCCAAAAACAUUUCACUCUCCACUUAUCUUGGCUCCUCCAGCUGGUUCCUCAGGCAGGAUGAAUGGCCUCCUCAGGGAAACGGGACUGAAUUUGUUCUGGUAACACAUUAAGGAGCGCCAAAGCUAGCUGGUUGCCUCAAUAAUUUCCAGGCAAGGAAGUUAAGGUUAAAUCUUUCUCAGCAUUCCUAGCUGAGCAAAAUUGUCCCAGCUCAGCUCUUCCCUGGGUAAAGUAGGUCCCU
Messenger RNA from Hipposideros armiger (great roundleaf bat), 3951 nucleotides. RefSeq names its product meiotic double-stranded break formation protein 1 (gene MEI1). Lineage: Eukaryota; Metazoa; Chordata; Mammalia; Chiroptera; Hipposideridae. The record is from RefSeq and is a predicted model, not a curated record. Gene Ontology annotation, biological process: meiosis I. Bases 217 to 3534 code for a protein of 1105 amino acids. The transcript has 29 exons.